AUGCAUGUCCAGAUCUCACUCACCAACAAACCAGGCUAUUGGGCGAAAGCUUUAGCUGAACGGUUUUGUGAGAAAAAUAAUGUCUUAUUUUAUUAUGUGAAUGCCACCGGAGAUGUACACUUUGGGGUCAACGGUGAUGAGAAGGGAAUCUUUUUUAGCGGUGUAGAGACUAGAUCGCCAUUAUGGACGCUAAUAGAUGUAUACGGCAAUUGCACUGGUAUCGAGUUCUUAGACCCAAGGAUUCAAGUCGACACGUCCUAUGAAAGACCCUAUACGGAUUCUGAGUUCAGUGGUGUUAUUUCUUCUAUGCAGACAUUGACCGUACAUGAGGAACUUCCUGCACCGCGAUUUACACUUCCAGCUGCACCAUCACCAGCAUCGUCUAGUUCAAUGCCAUUCCACUGGGUUCGAGGCCGCAACGUUCGAUUUUCGGCUGAUCGCACAAUUGCAAGCCGUGUAGAGACCGAAUUUUCACAGGGAUAUGUUUUCACCGCGAGGCCAAUCCGCAUAGGGGAAAAACUAAUUGUUCAUGUUAUGAGUACUGAGCCUAUGUUUGUUGGUGCUCUAGCUCUUGGGCUUACGUCAUGCGAUCCUGCUACGUUGACUCAGUCAGAUUUACCUGAUGAUUCUGACAUGCUGUUGGAUAGGCCAGAGUAUUGGGUUGUGACGAAAACAGCUGGAAAUCCUGAACGAGACGAUCGCAUAUCGUUUUGUGUUACUGCUACAGGCGAAGUACAUAUGAGUAAGAAUGAUGGUCCUAGAACUGUUGUAAUGCAUGUGGAUCAGAGCCUGCAGUUAUGGGCGUUUCUAGAUAUUUAUGGCUCUACUCAAAGCGUUCGAAUGACCAGCGAUAUUUCUCCUCCCAUCGUACAACCCCCGUCGCAGCGACUGCACGUUUGUCUUUCUGCAUCUAAUGUGGGAUCGGAAUCGAUGAAUAAUUUUAAUUCGCAAGCAGAACAGCGACAAAGGAGACUAGUAGCAUCAUCAGGGAGAUUUAUUCAAAUGCCUUCCACAACUGAUAUGAUGCAAGUUCAAUCCGUGACGAAUGGUGGUGCCUAUCUUGUUGUCAAUUUACCUCCUCCGCAUGCUAGCUUGUUGUCUUCGAGUAGUAAUCAUCAUAACAAUGUUGGAUCAAGUGGGAAACUAGUAUCGAAUUACAAUAAUUCAUAUCCUGAGGCUGUUUCCUCAUCAUGCUCUGCGAUAGACAACAAUGGACCAUUUCCUGGCGAAGAAUGCACAAUAUGUUAUGAAAAUCCAAUAGAUUGUGUGUUAUACAUGUGCGGUCACAUGUGCAUGUGCUACGAGUGUGCAAUACAACAGUGGAGAGGUAAGGUGGCGGGCAUUGUCCUUUAUGUCGUGCCGUAA
This is a messenger RNA of Ctenocephalides felis (cat flea), 1365 nucleotides long. Its product is annotated as protein neuralized-like. Lineage: Eukaryota; Metazoa; Arthropoda; Insecta; Siphonaptera; Pulicidae. The record is from RefSeq and is a predicted model, not a curated record. Bases 1 to 1365 code for a protein of 454 amino acids. The transcript is spliced from 2 exons. Gene Ontology annotation, molecular function: ubiquitin protein ligase activity.